This is a messenger RNA of Cucurbita maxima (winter squash), 1409 nucleotides long. Its product is annotated as homeobox-leucine zipper protein HAT5-like. Gene Ontology annotation, cellular component: nucleus. Bases 400 to 1233 code for a protein of 277 amino acids. The transcript is spliced from 5 exons. The record is from RefSeq and is a predicted model, not a curated record. Lineage: Eukaryota; Viridiplantae; Streptophyta; Magnoliopsida; Cucurbitales; Cucurbitaceae. Gene Ontology annotation, molecular function: DNA-binding transcription factor activity, RNA polymerase II-specific; sequence-specific DNA binding. Gene Ontology annotation, biological process: positive regulation of DNA-templated transcription.
AUUUUACCCGCUGAUAACAACCAGGGUUGCAUAGUGCAGCGUUGAACCCGUCCGCCGGGGACUCUUAUUUUCCGGUCGCCGGAGUUUCUGUUUCCGAUCAAGCUUAGGUUUUCGAGACUGACGAAGCGCUGGGUAAUAACAGAGCUGGUGGUGUGAUGGGGUUUUGUAUUUCUCCAUUAGGAACACCGGCUAGGUUACUGUGGAGCACCAGUUUCUUCCGCCACAAGCUCAUGAUUUUCUAAUUUUCAGCCCUAUCGCUGAAAAUACCAAAUCCCAUCUCAUUCGUUUCUCGUUUUAAUAAAAGAUCUCCCUCGAUUUCGUGUCUCUGUGCCAAUCCGCCGCCGUAAAUUGCCGGUGACCCCUUGCUCACGUUUCCCAUUUAAUUGAAGAGAAUAAUUGAUGUUGUCGGACGGAUUGAUCUUCAACCGAUCUCCAGGUCACGCCAACAUGCUGUUUUUCGGGAGUGGCGAUUCCAUUCUUCGAGGAUCAUGUUUCACGAAGGGGAUGGAGGAAAAUUCGAAGCGACCCUUUUUCAGCUCUCCGGAUGACCUGUUCGAUGAUGACUACUACGAUGACCAGCCGCCUGAGAAGAAGCGCCGGCUAACUCAAGAGCAGGUGCAUCUUCUGGAGAUUAGCUUUGAGGCAGAAAACAAACUGGAGCCAGAGCGCAAGACUGAGCUAGCAAAGAAGCUGGGUCUGCAGCCAAGGCAAGUGGCUAUCUGGUUUCAAAACCGCCGAGCUCGAUGGAAGACAAAGCAGCUUGAAAGGGACUAUGACCUUCUCAAAUCUUCAUAUGAUUCCUUUUGUUCUAGCUACGACUUCAUGGCCAAGGAGAAUGAAAGGCUCAAAGCCGAGGUAGCUUCUUUAACUGAGAAACUUCAAGCUAAAGAAGUGGUUGAAUCAUCGUUUCAAGCUAAGAAAUCCGAGCCAAUUCUGGAAGAUGAACUCCUUGUUUCUGUUGUGCAACACAAUAUGAAGAUUGAUGACCAUCAUAGUUGCAGGAGCAAUGGUAGCGCUGUGCUGGAUGAGGAUGGUCCUCAACUCUUAGACAGUGGGGAUUCAUACCUCCUGAGCAAUGACUAUGAUGGCUGUGUGUUGCCAGUUUUUGGAGUGAACUCGGAGGAGGAGGAUGUGAGUGACGACGGUCAGGGCUACUUCUCGGAUGUUUAUACAGCAGCCGAUCAGCAGACUCACGAGGCAGAGCCAUUGACCUGGUGGGACUGGUCGUUGUAAAUGCACGUUCGAAUCAUUUUGAUAUUUAGUAGGAUGGAACUACAAUAUAAUGUUUACUGUAUGAUACUGAUGAAUAAAUCUAAUGCGAACAUUACUUAGUGUAUGGAUAAAAUUUAGACCUUGUACCGUUACAUGGUUCUGCUUCUGUGUUUAUAUGAAUUGCCUUGGAAAGUUGG